Plasmodium inui San Antonio 1 is the source of this 1044-nucleotide messenger RNA. RefSeq lists its product as hypothetical. Bases 1 to 1044 code for a protein of 347 amino acids. The transcript is spliced from 2 exons. The record is from RefSeq and is a predicted model, not a curated record. Lineage: Eukaryota; Apicomplexa; Aconoidasida; Haemosporida; Plasmodiidae.
AUGGUGCGCUAUUCGUUUGGUUUUCUUUUGUCCCUCUUCGGGGCGCUUAUCACUUUGGUUGGACAUGACCAAGGGGGGUUCUUCUUCCCCGUUGCCAAGUGCAACAUUCGCGUGCUCAACAAGGGGAAGGGGGGGCACAAGACGAGUGACAACAACAUGCAGCACCACCUAGGGGCGAGCGACCCGACAGAGGUGGGAAAAUUCAGCGUAGUUCAGAAGACGGACACACAGAGUGAGGGCGACAUGGAAGACCAAGUGGGAGAUAAAGUGGGAGACGAAGUGGAAGACAAUGUGGGAAACAAAGUGGGACACGAAAUGGGAGAUAAAGUAGGAGACGAACUGGAAGACAAUGUGGGAAACAAAGUGGGACACGAAAUGGGAGAUAAAGUAGGAGACGAAGUGGGAGACGAAGUGGGAGACGAAGUGGAAGACAAUGUGGGAAACAAAGUGGGAGACGAAGUGGGACAAGAAGUGGAAGACAAUGUGGGAAACAAAGUGGGAGACGAAAUGGAAGACGAAGUGGAAGGCGAAAUGGACCGCCGACCCGAAGGAAAAAUGUCCAGAAUUCGCUCCCGAUGGGUAGGACUCCUCAGUGAUGUUUCACCACACAACGCGUGGAGACGAUUUGGGGAUAACAUGGACGAAGAGAAGAACACAAGUGAGCCCAGCUCAAAUAAGUACACCUUUUUCGAAGCGGCGAAUGAUAGAGUGAUAAAAAAGGUGGACUCUUUGUCCCAGCCAGACCAGCAGAACCUACUACAGCAAACUCUCCAGUGGGUUCAGAUGCCCAACAUAGGCAUUUCCUGCAGAGAAACCGGGUGCCCCGAAACGUAUCAGAUGUGCGUCCCCUUCUCUUAUGAUAGCGCAAACUUUGAUGGAAAAAGGCUCUUUGAAUUUAUCCCUAUUGACGAUAUGUCAAAAAUGAGUGGGCUCAGAUUCGAUAACGAAAAUAUAAUAGACGAUAUGAGAAAUUACGUCCUCGUUUAUUCCUGCGUGUGUAAGAAGUACACUUCGGAUGGUUCCUGUGACGAAUCGGUGCAAUAA